CUCCAUCUCACCAAAGUCCAUUCUUCCAGUCUUCUUCCUGAUCACAGUAUCGAGCUAGACUUACACUGCAAUCAAGUUAGUGCAAUGUCGACGGUCAGUUCCUGCACCCUCCUGAGCGGCGGGCCGGCGGUGCGGCCAGCGAAUUUCUCCAGCGGCCAGCUUCAGUCUGGGAGACCAGCAGCGGUGGCUCCCCUUUCUUCCCAAAGGAGGUCCCGGGCUCUAUCUGUAUGUUGUGCGAUCAACCCAAAGGGGGAGCACAGCCCAAAGACGGAUUUACAUCCAUUUAACAUAUCUCCCGUCAUUCUGGUGCACCCGGUGCCACCACGAGAGGAGCGGUGGCAGCUGGAGGAGGAGGUGGCCAAAGUGAACCUGUGGUUCGAGGUGCCUGGACAGUCCAAGGAAGACCUCGCCGUCGAGAUCGACGAGGACGUGCUCGUCAUCAAGAAGAAGACCAACGUCGGCGGCGGGGGCAUGGGCCAACAAACCGGCGGCGGCACGGAUUAUCGUCACUACCAGGCCAACAAACAGGACACGACAGCCGCCAGCGAAGCCAGCAAGGAAGCGGCGCAGGACGGCGAGGUAAUCUACGCGCGGCUGCUCCUCCCGGCGGGGUACAGCAGGGAGGGCGUGGAGGCUGAGCUCAAGUCCGGCGUGCUGAAGGUCAGCAUCGCCAAGAUCAAGGAGCAGGCGCGCAGGAAGAUCAGCGUCAACAUCGUCGUCAAGUAAUGCGUGUAACGCGCAUGCAUGGCAUGCAUGAAUGAGUGCAUUUGACCUGUCCAACAGGCUCUUGAACAAACUACUACGUUCUACGCACAUCGGUGGAUCUAUUGUACUCAAUUGAUCGUACCGAACUUAUGUGCGCACGAUUUGUCUUUCCGGAUACCGAAUGAAUAAAAUGAGCAUUUUAUGUUUCUCACACAAUGCAAAUCUAUCUAUCA
Messenger RNA from Phragmites australis (common reed), 938 nucleotides. Its product is annotated as small heat shock protein, chloroplastic-like. The transcript is spliced from 2 exons. The coding region runs from base 85 to 726 and encodes 213 amino acids. NCBI's taxonomy places the organism in Eukaryota, Viridiplantae, Streptophyta, Magnoliopsida, Poales, Poaceae. The record is from RefSeq and is a predicted model, not a curated record. Gene Ontology annotation, biological process: response to heat.